AUGCGUGUUCGGACGGACACCUGUCGAGCGGUCUUGCUCACAUCGCUCAUCUGGCUGGUGGUGGAUGUUUUUGUGUUGUUUUACUAUUUGGACAGCGGCUCAUUGAGCUAUGAUCGGUAAGUCUUUUGUGUACUUUGGCAUGUUCAAUAUUUAGAUAAUUUUGUAUUUGAAAUUCAACAAUUUUUGGGAGCUUUGGGGGAUAUUGGAAGCUGAGAUUGUUCUCUUGAUUUGGAUCUUUUCAGUUCGAGUCUAGCGUAUAAGGCCAAUCCAAAAUUUGAUGUUGUACAAAGGCCGCAGUUUGACGAAAAUUCUACGGAUGGAAAGCGAUUAAAAGAGCUGCUGAGUCAGCUGAACUUUGAGGAUCAUGGAGUCGGAGAUUUGGGUACUGGAGUGAAUAUUCCUGCUUCAAAACAAGAGGAAAUGAAGGAGAUGUUCAAACAAAAUCAGUUCAAUCUGAUGGCAUCCAACAUGAUAUCGAUAAAACGAGCUCUUCCUGAUUAUAGGAGUGACAAGUGAGUGUUUAUUUCUGUUUUCUUGGUCUUUAGGCUUCACAUACCACUGAUUUCAAAAGAAUUGAGACCGUUAUGGAAAUAAGGUACCUUAUUUUAGGUGUCGAGUCCAAGCCGAGACCUACCGACAAACAAUCCUGCCAAAGACUUCGAUUAUCAUUGUAUUCCAUAAUGAAGCGUUCAGCACUUUAUUACGAACACUACACUCAGUGGUAAAUCGAUCACCUCACGAUCUAAUCGAAGAAAUAAUCCUUAUUGAUGAUCUCUCCGAAAGAGACUACUUGAAAGGUCCAUUAUCCCUCUACAUUAAGACACUACCGUUGCCGAUUCAUCUAGUCCAUCUGCCAGAGAGAAGUGGGCUGAUUCGUGCGAGAUUGACCGGAUCUGGAAUGGCGAAGGGCAAGGUUUUGUUGUUCCUAGACGCCCAUGUAGAAGUUACGGAGGGAUGGUUGGAACCGCUGGUCCAUCGCGUGGCAACAGACCGCAAAACUGUUGUGGCACCGAUUAUUGAUGUCAUUUCGGACGACAAUUUUGAAUACGUCACGGCUUCGGAUACGACUUGGGGAGGAUUCAAUUGGCAUCUCAAUUUCAGAUGGUAUCAAGUGCCAGAGAGGGAGAUGCAGCGGCGAAACAACGAUCGGAGCACUCCGAUUCAGUAAGCAUUCGAUUUAUUAGUUCUUUGACUUUUUUAGAACCCCAACGAUCGCCGGUGGACUUUUUGCCAUUGAGAAAGAUUUCUUCUAUGAGAUUGGCUCAUAUGACGAGGGAAUGCAAGUAUGGGGUGGAGAGAAUCUGGAAAUCUCAUUUAGAGUAAGUUAUAGGUUGAUUUUUCAUAUACCUGUUUAUACCUAAAAUAAUAUAAAUUUGGAUUUUUUUGUUGCCUAAAAUAAUAUUAUUAGACCGACAGUUUGUAUGAAAUGUAUUUUAUGGCCAUUUUAUUUUUGAAACAUGAAAAUCGAACUUAUAUUAUACAGAAAUUGAAUUUUUUCGUCACUUUUUACCUAAAACAAUAUAAUUUUAGACGUGGAUGUGCGGAGGUCGUCUUGAAAUCCAUCCGUGCUCCAGAGUGGGCCAUGUUUUCCGAAAGCAAACCCCAUACACCUUCCCCGGAGGUACUGCCAAGGUGAUCUACCACAAUGCGGCAAGAACGGCGCAUGUUUGGAUGGACGAUUACAAGCGAUUCUUCUUCGCCAUGGUCCCAGGUGCCCGCAAGGUGGAAGCGGGCGACAUGACAGCCCGUCACAAACUCCGUCAAGACCUACAAUGCAAGAGUUUCAAGUGGUAUCUGGAGAAUGUUUACCCCGAAUCACCGAUCCCGGCCUCGUUUACCGAGUUGGGACAGCUGAAAAACCAACAAACCGGCACUUGUGUGGACACAAUGGGCAGGAAAAGUGGCCAACAACCCGCACUGACCCAUUGCCAUGGGCUGGGCGGGAAUCAGGUUUGGGUUCUGACGGAGUCGGGAGAGAUUCGAUCAGACGAACUGUGCUUAUCAGUCAGAGGAAUGAAUCUGCCCAUGAAAUACGCCGUCAAGUUGGAGAAAUGCUUGAUGAGCAAGAUCUCACAAUGGCAUAGGUUCGAAUUUAACAAAGAGGUGAGGAGAGGUUUGAGGUUUAAAAAAAUGCUUUUUUUCUCCGUCCCUCUUCAUAUGCAUGCUGUGUCUAAAAAUUUUGAAUAUUUUGGCCGGGUAUGUAAAAAAUAUUAAUUUUUUUUGUAUUGGUAUGAAGAAUUUUCAAAGUAUGUACCGAACAUUUGAGGAAUAGAUACAGUGACGUACCCGAUCUAGUGGCAAAAAACGUACCAUUUUGCAUCCGGGAAGCAUCAAAAAUGUGGCAAAACGCUUCCCUCUCCAAGUGAAAAAACUUCGUUUUUAAGGGCCCUCACAAAAAGAGCGGGCGGGCUUUUGAAAUCGGAGUUUUUUCACUUGGAGAAGGAGGUAUUUUGCCACAUUUUUGAUACUUCCCGGAUGCAAAAUAGUACGUUUUUUGCCACUGAAGCGGGUACGUCACUGCCUUUUCCUCAAAUUUUCGGUACAUUCUCUGAGUAGGCUUCAUACCAAUACAAAAAAAAAUUUAAUUUUUUUACAGACCCGGCCGAAAUACUCAAAAUUUUUAGAGAGAGCAUUCAUAUGAGGAGGGACGGAGAGAGAGAAAAAAAAUGGUACGUUUUUUGUCAAUGGACCAGGUCCCCCACUGUAGCCCAUCGUUUGGUGUAUUUGCCAGUUUUAAUUUUAUGUUUUUUCUUUGCAGACGGGCUCCCUAAAACAUAUCAAGUUUGACAAGUGCGUGGAAGCGGACGCGGACGGCACCCUGAUCGUCAACACCUGCUCCACAGACCCCAAACAAAAAUGGACCUUCGAAUCGAGCAAUAAAUAUUGA
Molecule: messenger RNA, 2887 nt
Organism: Bursaphelenchus xylophilus (pine wood nematode)
Lineage: Eukaryota; Metazoa; Nematoda; Chromadorea; Rhabditida; Aphelenchoididae
Source: the annotation of a GenBank genome assembly